AUGACUCCCCCAGUACCUACAUAUUCAGCAGCACAUCGACUCUAUGUCAAAUCAUUAUACAAGCGAUAUCUUGUAAACUCACUGAAUUGGUACAUCAGGAGAGAUUUAUGGAGGGAAAAAGCUAUUGAAAUAAGAGCGGAAUUUGAGAGGAAUAGAAACAUCACAGACCCCCGAGCGCUUGCUUUGGUACUCGAACAAGCAGAAGAGAGAUUAGCAAGAGAGAUUCAUCCUGAUCCAUAUCGACCACCACUCUUCCCUGACGGUACGAAAUGGGAGCGUAACCUUCCCCCUCGUAUGUUCUCCGCAAAAGAAAAGGCAGAUGCUCUCGCUACUCAUUAG
Kwoniella shivajii is the source of this 339-nucleotide messenger RNA. RefSeq lists its product as uncharacterized. Gene Ontology annotation, biological process: mitochondrial electron transport, NADH to ubiquinone. The coding region runs from base 1 to 339 and encodes 112 amino acids. The transcript is spliced from 6 exons. The record is from RefSeq and is a predicted model, not a curated record. Lineage: Eukaryota; Fungi; Basidiomycota; Tremellomycetes; Tremellales; Cryptococcaceae.